AUUUUAUCCAACACACACACCGACUAUGAUACAACCUUCCACGAAAGGAACCCGACCAAACCGGCGAGCCAUGGUACGGUCUUGUCUUUUGCUGCCCUGGAUCCUUCCGAAUCUUGCUCGAGGUUCUCAGACCUUGGAAUGGCUCUUCGACAUGGGUGGUGGUCAGCAGGUCUUCCCCCUCAUGGACUUCGUGGCCUCCGAGUCCCAGGAGAUUGAUGCCUUCCUGGAGCAACAGCGACAGCGCCUCGUGAUGCCGGGAUCCAGCCUGACGCAGAUCCACGACGAAGCGGCCCACGUGCGGCAUCAGAGCGCCGCAGCGAAUGAAGUGGCACUGGCAGAUUGGCUUCUGCAGAUUCAUUGGAGCAGCUUACUGGACAGUGACUUGGGUCGAGGCAUCCUGGCAGAGCUUUCGGCCGUCACGCCGCAGAUCGAGUCGUCUCCCUGCGAUGCCGCCUCCUACGACGUGGACGAUGUGUUCCUGGAGCGCCUGGAACGAUCCCUCCAGGGCAUUGAGACGCUGCCCUUGGAGCAGAACGAGUUCAAGUGGGCGGAUUUCUUCGGGCGCAAGAUCACCCAACAACCGCUCUGCCUGGUGGGCGUGGCCACGCUGUUUUUGGUCGCUGCCGACAUCACCGCCUUUGCCUCCGCGGCGGAGGGCGGUGAGCACCAGAUGCGCCUCGAGCGCGCACUGCUCUUCGCGCAGAGCCUGGUGCGUCAGCAUGUGGAGGAAGCACCGCCGGGGCAGAUUGAUCGGCAUCGCCGGGAUUUGUUCAGGAGCCGCUGGCCAAUUUGGAGACUGAUGAGAAGUAUUCAGAAGGAGCUCGAUGCCGGCCAUGAGUUCCGUGCUCCCCAGAAUGCUGCGCUGGAUACUCCCCAACAAGAGACAGAGGACUUGCUCUACUUGACGGUGAUCGUGCAGUGCCGGAAUGACGACUAUGGUGGAAACAUGUUGUUGCGGUUAAACCGCAUGCUGGCGACCACGACGCGGAUGUUGCACACCACCCAGGUCCCGUCUGAGAUCAUUGUCGUCGAAUGGAAUCCGGUCUUCAACGCUGCGGCGAUUCACGAGGAGAUUCAGCGGGAAGCUGGCGCGGAGAGCGUGCCCAUCCGUGUGAUUCAAGUGCCGACCUCCGUGCACAUGUCCAUGCCGCAUCACAAGGCCCAUCCCAUUUUCGAGCACACGGCGGAGAACGUGGCAUUCCGAAGGGCUAGAGGGAAGUUCAUUUUGAAGACCAACAUUGACAACAUCCUAAGCCCAGAUACGAUACUCUUUAUUGCUCGGCAGCAGCUGGAUCCGAACGUGGUCUACCGAGCAACGUACAUGGAAUACGAUGUGACCUGUCCAGAAGCGGAAGGUUUGAAGGCGGAUGAGCUCGUCGAGUGGCUCUUCUCAAGAGAGGAGAUGAUCUCUGGGAUGAAUAUGGAGAUGGCCGACCUCCGCUUGAAAUAUCCCGAAGAUGCUUUGGUGUGCACUGAGGGGCGCUUCGUGCCGGAUGCGCCACAAAGGCCCUUUUAUUGGGCGGGGAGUGGCGACUUUGUCCUGGCCAGCAAGCAAAAGAUUAUGGAGGUGCGCGGCUACCCUGAGGUGGCGCAAAACUGGCAGACGGAUGACAUGAUCCACUGUCGCUUGCGUGCCGCUGGCGUUCGGCAAGUGGUGCUGCAACCGCCCUGCGUGACGGUGCACCAGAACCACCGCCGUGGCGCGGCGGGGGUCCACGGGUGGUGAGAUCAGAACGAGAUCACAACGACUCAAAGGCAGAAAAGGAAGAAGACCUUCUGAGCCAAGGAUGCUUAGGUGAUGUAGAAGAAAAAAGACUCAAUGGCAGAGCAGAACCAGCCAGAAAUUCCAGAAUGAUGCAAUGACUUUCUUCCGUUUGUAGGGACACUCCUAACCCUGUCCGAACAACCCGCUUGAAUUUAAAGCUUCAAAGAGUGUGGGGCAGUUGCGCGUGAGUUGGAGUCGGUUUGAACCCAAACCGCUCAGGCUUAGGAACGUCAACGAAAUUGGCAGACACCAAAGGCAGAUUCCAAACAUUUUAGCUUCCGAAGCUCAUUCUGCAAGCCAGUUCCGCAUUUUUUUUCACCACCACAUCCACUUUGUUCUCCCAAGUCUGGCACACUCAAGAGUCUGGAGGACAGUUUGAAGAUCUGAUUCUACACCCUGGAUCACCCUGGAAGAAUAACGUGGAACCUGAAAACAACAUAAAACAACUGGGUUGUAGAGGAAACUAGUUCCAUGUUAAUUUUCCCGGAUGUAUUUGGUUGAGUGGUGGUGAGUGGACUUGUUUGGGCUUGUGUUGUGUUGGCAUCCACCAGUCAGCCAGUCAGCGCUCGACUGAGGCAUCAACCGCGUGCGUGCCAGCACACGCUGGGUGAUCACUGACAAGAACUUCCAGGAGGUUUGUGAGAACCCCUUCAAGCCCUUGAAGACCGAGAUCGAUAGCCAUUGGGCGUCCUUUGGGCCUUCGACAUGAUGACGAUGCCGACGAUGCCGCCGCCGCCGACGACGACGAGGAGGACGAGGAUGAUGAUGAUGAAGAAAAUGAAGAUGAAGAUGAAGAUGAAGAAGAAGAAGAAGAUGAUGUUUUUUUAUGAGAGUGCUCGUGUGAUUGGUGAUGCUUGGAGUCAAAGAAGGCAGCUGUAUUGCAUUCCUCCCUAUACUGAAUCCGCCACGUCGGAAUGUGGUCAAACAAGACCAACACCCCAACACAAUAGAGGUACCAGGUGCACACCAGGCUUUGUUGAAAGGGCUGUCUCAAGCAUGAAGUUCGUAGUCCUUUGCAUUCCGUGGGCUCAGUCCGUGACCCUGAUGUGACCCGGUCGCAUCGGGCCCCUCAUCCGGAUUAGCACCCAAAGUUCCAGUAAAAGAUUGUACAGAUUUAUGUGGACAGGAUGUCUAGAUACAUUUCCAUAAAUUGUUGCAGUACCAGUUAAGCGUUAGGAAUGCACAGGGCACCCCAUCCAGGGAAAUCGAUCAUUCACCAUACAUGGUUUCUUUCGGCACCCAGAUCUUGGUGGUCUUCCCCGAAGCCGCUGAGGUCUGGAUGGGAAUUGGGGAUUCGCAGACCGGACCUUUGAAGAGCAUGUGGUGUAAAACGACAGACCCAUCGUGCUGGCUGCCGCUGGGUAUGGGUGUUGUUGGGCUUCACGAGCAUCACCCGGCGUGUUGAUGUCAAAGCGAUUCACGGCGUUUUGAGGGCCAUGGGCCAUGUUCAUUGGACGCUCC
Messenger RNA from Durusdinium trenchii, 3226 nucleotides. The record is from the annotation of a GenBank genome assembly. NCBI's taxonomy places the organism in Eukaryota, Dinophyceae, Suessiales, Symbiodiniaceae.